AACUCCACCUCGCGUGCUGGGGUAUGAAAUUGAAACGUGUCGUUACGGUGACGAGCAAAUAUUGUGUUGUUGUGUUCUAAAACAGUUAUCUUAGAUCGAAUUCCAGGACAACAGUGUGCCAGGGAAAGUAGAACAUGCCUAGGAAAUGAUCCCGCUUUGAGUGUAACCAGAAGUCCGGCCGUUCAGGAUAACUGUCGAUAUGGAAUAACCCAGAGGGCUCAGGAAAGCGACACAGGUUUCAGAUCAGGAAAAAACGUGGUACAAAAAUGAUUCCUGUGAUUGUUUAUUGAAGAAUUGUAGAAGAUUCUUGGCUACUGUUUAUAAUUUGUGUGUCCUCGUUUAAAGUUGGUCCUAAAACAAUCCUGGUCGUCGGGAGUACGUUGACAUUUUGUCCAGAACUUAGUUGUGGGACGUCAUUAUUGGGCCUUAUUAAUGUAGAUACAGUUCACUAUCAGAACCGAUCUGACUUGGUCACCUUUGUGUUGUCACUUUCUCUACACAUGCUAUUGUGAGAGGCUACCGUGAUUGACGACAGCCAUGAUCUCACGACUUCUUCACACGGUAUUGUCGGACUCCUGUAUAUAAGGUAAACAAUGUCCAGACCCAAGAUGCCAGGGCAAACAUCUACCAUGAACGGAGACGCGCAGAGGGAGAAGAACAGCCGCCCACCCGUAGAGCUGUACCUUGUCAGGAUAUCCCCACCUUGCAGGGUUGUGUGGUGGUACAUGUUACAGUACGAGAUACCCCACGUCCUGAUUGACGUGGACUUCAGCCAAGGGGAGACAAAUCUGCCCGACAUUGUCCGGAAGCAGCCUCACCAGGAGGUGCCUAUUCUUCUUGAUGGCGACAUCGUCGUGUUUGAAGGCCCCGCUAUACUGCACUAUCUCGCCACCCAGUUUGCUGACCAUGCAGGUUUCGGGAUCAGCCUCAGUACCCGGAUGAUGAGUGAGUCUCUGGUCAGCUGGGCCAACAGUGAGCUGCACAGGGUUGUUGGGUACGGGUACGUGUACCCACAGUUCCUGGAGAAGUAUGCCCUGCCUAACGAGGAGGCGACGGAGGUUCUGGUGGAGAAGGGUCUCCAUUACAUCACUCGGCACUUGGAGGUCCUGGAGAACAGGUACCUCGCCAAACACAAGUACCUGACAGGCGACAGGUACACCGUCGCUGACGUCUUCGUCGCCACCGUCCUGCUGCAACUACAAUGGCCCAACUUCCAGUUCCGGAUCUGGCCGAAAGUGGACACGUGGUUGUCACGUGUCAAACAAGUGGAAUUCUGGGAUAUAGUGCAUGUUUCACAUCGGGAAUUUCUGGAGGAACUUGAAAGAAAUCGGUACACAUUUGACUGACGAAUCACAGGAUCCGAUGACCAAACCGUGAACACAAGCCAUACAUCUAGGAGCUCAUGCAUUCGCAGGAGUAUGAAAGUGUAAAAUUAUUCAAUUCGAUUCAAUUUAUUUCGGUAAUAGGGGUCAUAGGCCAAGAGUACAAACAAUACAUCGCAUUUUGUUUUGGUGGCUCUUUCAUAAGAG
Haliotis rubra (blacklip abalone) is the source of this 1529-nucleotide messenger RNA. RefSeq names its product glutathione S-transferase theta-1-like. Bases 594 to 1346 code for a protein of 250 amino acids. Gene Ontology annotation, molecular function: glutathione transferase activity. The transcript is spliced from 4 exons. Lineage: Eukaryota; Metazoa; Mollusca; Gastropoda; Lepetellida; Haliotidae. Gene Ontology annotation, biological process: glutathione metabolic process. Gene Ontology annotation, cellular component: cytoplasm. The record is from RefSeq and is a predicted model, not a curated record.